AUGUUGAAAGUUGGAGAAAAUGAUAAGACUAUGGAGGGCCCUGCAUUUUCGAAGCUUUUUGUGAGCAGCCUGUCACUUGCUGUUGAUGUUUCUCAACGAAGGCGGCGAGUGAUUACUGGACCUCAAAUUGUUUCACUUUUCGUCGAGUUACGAAUAAGGACGCGAAUCUCAUGUUCAUUUGAUUCGGCACUCCCUGAAUGGGAUGAGGAUCACCUCUUCACUUUCGGCAUUUCUGCCGGAGCACAGGUCCGUGUGCUGCAGCAAAUGCUUGCUGAUAAGGUUACGUCAGGGUUUGAGAACACAAAUGAGAAUUGGGUAUUGAGCAUAUCAUCAUUGUCAGGAGCAUUCAAUGGAACAACAAGAACCUACUUGGAUGGAAUGCAGUUUGGUGUCACAUCUAAGCGAACGAGGAAGGUGUUGGGUGUCACAGUUCCAUCAAGCAUAUGCGGAAUUCAUCCAUUGCUUUUCAUUAGAGUAUUGCAAAUGAGCCAAUGGCGCCACCCUCCGGAUGUCCCUCCCCCAUACAAAGGCUAUAGGGAUGAGGAUUGGCAGGACAAUGAUGGAGCUUUGAAUACCAUCUCCAUGACUCGCCCUCUUCUCCCCGUUGAACAUCCCAGUCGGUUUGUAAAAGAUGAUUCAGAUUGUCAUCCUUUGCAACCUGGCAUCUGGUACUAUAAGAUUGUGGAAGCUGAUCACAUAUUCUUCAUUAUUAAUCGGGAGAGAGCCGGAGUUCAGUUUGAUCUGAUAUACGACAGCAUUUUCGAACGCUGCAGAAAGCAUGUGUUUAGAAAAACUCCGCAGACUUUACCGAACGAAACACACCAUUAGUUCAGCAUUCCAUUGCUCUCACGCAAUAUACUACAGAAUUAGAAUCUAAAAUCAAAAACAAAGAAAGCUAUUCAUUAGCACCAGCAGUAGCCUUUGUUCCCCUUCCCUGACCUCAUGUAUAUGUUUAUUUCUUCUUCCUUCGAUUUUUCGAAUUUUUUCACUCACCCUCCGACUGCUGGUACAAUUUGAAUAGCCUUGUUGUAGUGUGGUGAGAGAUAUUUAUAGGGUUUAGCUUUGUACAUCAGACCUCUUUGGUCUUUCCAGAGUUGAUGUAUUUGGGAAACAGAGUAUAUAAUUUAAGUUAUACACCCAAAAUUCGAUUGCUACAUUA
Messenger RNA from Malus domestica (apple), 1159 nucleotides. The record is from RefSeq and is a predicted model, not a curated record. Lineage: Eukaryota; Viridiplantae; Streptophyta; Magnoliopsida; Rosales; Rosaceae.